CUUCCGAAGACAUGUGCAGUUUUCUUUCGUAAAACAAAACAAAACAAAACAAAACAAAAAAAACAUUAUGUUGAAAGAUGAAUACCUUCCAUCUUACAUAAUUUACCGUACUAUACAUGGACAGUGCAGAGUGAGUGAAUAAGAGGAGCGGGCAUAGCGCUGUUUAUCUCCAUUGCUUGUGCACUAUUCAAACUAGCAAAGUAGCUAUAGCAUAUGGCUUCUCUUGGUUUGCAUUUUUUGGGUUUUUUAUUGGCCUUUUCUCUUGUAAGUUUAAAACGCAACAACCAAAUUUCGAAUAUCCAGAAAGUCAAACUAAACGCACAUGGUUCUUAUUACAAAGCCUAAGUCAAAGUAAUUAAGUUUUGUCCGGAUACAUCUGGAAUAUGCUACUAUAACUAACAUGUCGCAGGAAAAUAAAAUGAACUUUUAACGGGGUUUCCAUUCUUUGACUACAAUGGAGGCGUGUAUGAGAUGUAUAUGUCGCGAGAGUCUUGCUAGAAUCUUUACAAGAUGUUGGACUUUAAAAAGCUCAAGAUCACAUUUAAAACGUCCUCUUUCUGCUCAUCAAUCAACGUCUUCAUGGAAAGGAACGCAAAGCAAUCUUGUUCUGGGAGGGGCAACGUGGCGAAGACCCAACGCCCUCUUUUGUCGUGACAGAGUUACGGAUGCCUCUCAUGCAGCACUGUCCAGUGUGGCUCCUGUUUUUGUUGUGAUGAAAUUUGAGCAAGAUGGGAAUGUCACUGCAUUUGAAAAAAAGAAAACAGAGUUCUAUCAGGAGCUUGGCUUGCAGGCAAGAGACCUGAGAUUCCAACACCUCAGCAGCAUCACAUCACGCAGUAAUAUGAUCAUCAUUCGCAUGGAAUCCCUCAAAGCUGUAAUAACUCCAGAGUGUUUGAUGGUGCUGGAUUUCCGUGGGCUGGGUCUGGAGAAGUGGCUGGUUUUGGAGCUCGGACCCCAGUUAGCAGGAGAUGGAGCCCUGGCUACCUACUCACUGCCCUUUGAGUUCAGGGCCCUGGAGGCCAUUUUGCAACACAGGAUAAGCACACUCCAGACAAGGUUAAAUGAGGUGCAGCCUCAGAUCCUGGACUGUCUGGAGUCCUUAGUGGAUCCCAAGCUUCUCUCUGCAGACCGCAGUAAACUUCACAUGCUUCUCCUGAACAGUAAGAGCCUCUCUGAACUGGAAACUGACAUCAAAGUAUUUAAGGACAGCCUGUUGAAGAUCCUCGAUGAAGAUGAAUUGAUUGAGGAACUGUGUCUCACCAAAUGGACUGACCCACGUGUGUUUGAGGAGAGUAAUUUACACAUAGAUCAUGCUUAUGAGAUGGAGUUGCUCUUGGAGAACUAUUUCAUGCAGGCAGAUGAGCUUGGAAAUAAAGCACGGGAGAUGAAGGGGCUCAUUGAUGACUCAGAGAGUGUCAUCUUCAUCAACCUAGACAGUCAUCGAAAUGUGAUGAUGCGUCUGAACCUCCAGCUCACCAUGGGGACUUUCUCUCUGUCCUUAUUUGGCAUGAUGGGUGUGGCAUUUGGCAUGAACCUUGAGUCUUCCUUUGAAGAAGAUCCACGUGUGUUUUGGUUGGUGACGGGAUUUAUGUUCCUGGGAAGUGGGCUUAUCUGGAGGCGCCUGCUCUCCUUCCUAGGACGACACUUAGAGCCCACCUCUCUUCCUCCAAUUCCACCUUUUUGGAGGAAAAACCAAUUCACAGCCUUAAAAGGAUCGGAGAUAAAACCUGGAGUAAGAUGAUGGUAUGGGUGUGGUGGGUCUCUUUCUUUCAGCUGCCCCUCCAUUUUUCUGUCGUUCUGCCUUGUUCUGCAGAUUUACUGUUCAUGUCAGUAAACAUACUGUUAACUGACAAAAACAUGUUAUGCUUUUAAAAUAAUAUAUAUGGUAGUCAGAUAAUGGGAACCCCUCAUCAAAGUAAAAAUUCUAACUAGUUUUGAGUUAAGAAGUGACAUGGAGUUUGAAUUGCAGAGCUCCAACUGUCAACUAUGUUGUUAUAACAAUUUAUUUGAUCUUAUGGAUUCAAGCAGUGCAUACUUCUUGCCAUUGUUGGCAAUAUAUGAAAGAUGUACUGCUGCUUUUGUGUACUAUAAAUUCCAUACUAUAUUUAACUUUAAUUAAAAAAGUUUAAAUACAAA
Messenger RNA from Electrophorus electricus (electric eel), 2136 nucleotides. It is a transcript of the gene mrs2, whose product is annotated as magnesium transporter MRS2. Gene Ontology annotation, biological process: mitochondrial magnesium ion transmembrane transport. NCBI's taxonomy places the organism in Eukaryota, Metazoa, Chordata, Actinopteri, Gymnotiformes, Gymnotidae. Gene Ontology annotation, molecular function: magnesium ion transmembrane transporter activity. The record is from RefSeq and is a predicted model, not a curated record. Gene Ontology annotation, cellular component: mitochondrial inner membrane.